Molecule: messenger RNA, 1257 nt
Organism: Penicillium bovifimosum
Lineage: Eukaryota; Fungi; Ascomycota; Eurotiomycetes; Eurotiales; Aspergillaceae
Product: retrotransposon polyprotein
Exons: 5
Coding region: 1-1257 (418 amino acids)
Source: RefSeq, a predicted model, not a curated record
AUGAUCUGUCGAGGCCAGCCCAGCUUCUUCGAAUGGCGUUGUGUGCGGUUCAGCCACGCCAUUGAAUUGGAAGCCGCCCCAGUUUACUCAAGACCCAGAGUCCCAGACGAACGUCCCGGCAACCUGGAGCAGCACCCCAUCAUUAUCGACGAGGAGAGGGAAGGCGAAGACUGGCCAAGGACAUACGGGCAUUUCAACGUCUGUUCAGCCGGUUUUUCGAGGCUUCCAGGAACAGACGUCCCGGAUCCAGUUACGACAAAGACGCCGUCUUUUACAGAGUAUCGCGAAACAGCGAGGAUAGCAUCCCAGACGUCGUCCGAAAUGGCUUCCCCCUUAUUCCCAGUCACCACGCUAGAACUCGCCGUGAGACAGCUAUCGAUGAACCACGGCGACGCAUCCACCAUGUCUUCCACGACCAUUCCCAGCUGGAUAUUGACGAUCCCGCGAGAUACACCACUGUCAAGCUCAACGAAUGAGGAUCCGGCCACGCAGGUCGUCUACUCAAAGAACCAGUGCAAGAGGGACACAGUGUACAUCUUGCAGCUAGUACAGGAGAUCCAGGACCGACGGUUCACGGAUGCAGAAGCAGCGGGUCUGAUUUCCGAGUCAGACUACUCAAACGCACGAUCGGUCGUCUCCUGCCUGAAUAGCGGCCGCCGUCACGAAUUCCUGGCAAACGCCCAAGCAGUAAUCGCGGAUGGAACACAUGCUGCCGCGAACACCCAAACCCUGCGACACCCGGCCGAAGACGCACCAGCCGGCUCGUUGCUAACGCGGCCGAACACGGCGGGUGUUACGCUAAGGACAGAUAAACCAAGACGAGGAAAACCGAGCGACCCGGACAGCUCGUCGUCAGACCUCAACAACUCCCCCUCGCGUCGUAGACGCAGAUCCCGUGACCCUGAUAGAUCCCAUUCAUCUGCCACUACCACGAUCCGGAAACUGAAGCCGGAUGACGUCCAGUUAAUUGACCCUAAGACCAUGUCAGUUACCUCUUUUACGAAGUGCCUGCGGCAGGUGUCCAGGUUCUAUGGAGAACAGUCCGUCUUAAACGUCGUUCCCUUAUGUCUGCGAGGCGACGCUAGAGAUUGGUACACCCACUUGUCUGAUGCGACAACGGAUGCCAUGCAGGAAUCUAUGCAAACGUGCAUACAGAAACUUGAACGGCGGUUCAAGAAAAACCCCUUCGAGGCGCGCACCGAAGCCGAACGUGAAAUUCCGCUACGCAAAAGAAAGGCAUCAGGACUCAGAGAAUAG